Messenger RNA from Ceutorhynchus assimilis (cabbage seed weevil), 1247 nucleotides. The record is from the annotation of a GenBank genome assembly. Lineage: Eukaryota; Metazoa; Arthropoda; Insecta; Coleoptera; Curculionidae.
UAACCCUACUUUUUCUUUAUGCCUUUUUUUUGCAAAAUCAAAACAAAACAAAUAAUUAAUCUUAUUAAUAAAUUAUCCAAUAUUAUAUUCAAUAAUUUUAUAAUUGAAUUCAAAAUGCAACAAAGGGAAGAAAAACAAUUGGAAACCUCGUUGGAGUCGAUAGUGCAAAGGGUCAACGAUUUAAAGGCCUCUUUGGCUUCCAUGAUAUUCAAAGUAGAAAACGAAUAUGAAAGUCUGAAUUGGCCUAAAUUUCUGGAUAAUUACGCCCUGGUGUCUGGACAGUUGAUUUCCCUAUCAAAAGUUCUGAGCCACGAGAAAUGUCCGAACCUGCGCAACCUCACGGUUCUGCCUCUGAUGCUCUCUCCUGAACGAGACGAGCAGCUAAUCCAAACCACCGAGGGUCGGAUAUCGACGUUCUCCCACGAUUUGGUGCCCGACUACUUGAGAACGAAGCUGGAGCCUCUAGCGGAACAAAAAAUGAUCCAGUUGGAGCACAAGGCUCAGAACCUGCAGUACGAUAAUGCUCAGAAACAGAUCGCCGCCUAUCAGAAGGUGGUAUCGCACGUGUCAGAUAUAGUGAGCAAGGCUCGGGAAGAAUGGGAGGUCGAAGCUUCCUCCAGGGCAGGCCAACAGCAAAAUUCUAGCGUAGCUGACACCCACCUGCUAGUUGCCGCCGUCGGCAUGGGAAAAGGACUGAAGAUGGGCCCGAAUUCCAACGGGCAACCGAACGCCACCUCGGGCGGUAUGAUGGUACCACCCCAAGGCCGUCAGGGCGGACCCCCAGGGGUAGGCCCUAUGCCUCCCAACGCCCAAGUGAUGGGUGGCAUGAGCAAGGCGCCAUCGGCCAUCAAGACGAACAUCAAGAGCGCCGUUCAGAUGCACCCUUAUGGACGCUAAACACCCUUAAUUCAAUAAUUCAUAUACUUAAUAAAAACUAAUUUCAAUUAAUUGUUCAAGUCGCUCAGCUUGAAACCUCUCUGAAUUUAAGUACUAAAACAAAGGUGAGAGCAAAAAAAGUAUGUAUUGAGUAAUGAGGCAAUUUUGCUAUAAAGGGGCCCUAACAAGUACCUAUGAAAUAAGUCAGAUAAAAAAAUAGAGUGUAAUGGGCAUAAACAGGGCCCAAAAGUAUAUGAUAAAUCACAUUUCAAUGUAAUCAGUAUGUAAUGAGCCGUAUAAGAUGAAUGUAAAGUUUAUACGGAGUCAAUCAUCCAAACAGCUAAAUAAAAGAGUCAUGUACUUGGUCAGUU